AUACAUACCCAAGGGUAAAUUUUCGUGUGUCACAGCUGCGAAGUUUGGGACUAGUGCUCAUUUUAAAGUGUUAAUAUAUGCAAAUCACAACUCGGCGUUGCCAUCUGGAGCAAUGUAACUGCGACUUGAUAUUUAUGAAUGACUUAGUCACUGUUAAGCACAUAUUGUACAUCUCCCACAUGGAAUAGACACCUAUCACCCAUUAGUGACUCAAAUAUGACAACAAUCUUUUACGCGGAACCCGAACUAGUCAUUGCGUACGGUCGCAAAGUGCUAUUUCUCAAUCCAAAUGACUUGCAAAUCUUUAAGGACAUCGAAUUGCCCGCUGACCUCACAUCAUGUGGACUCAAAAUUACAGCCCCCGAAAUAUCUGAGGAACAGCAGUCGACAAGCGAGGGAAAGGGAACUGAUGGCGGCAAAGUGGAGGUGGCCAUACUAAAUGUCUGCUACUCGCCCGACCGACAACUGAUCGCACUAACCACAGCCGGGCAAAAGGCGCUGCUCCUCUACAAGAGUCGACCAGAGCACGCGAAAUUGCUGUCGGUGCGCGCCUUGGCUCGUGCCUCGAGCGCAAUGACCUUCGCCGCUGACUCUAGCUCUGUGCUGGUCACGGACAAGACUGGCGAUUGCUAUCAGUAUGACUGUGUGGAGGUUAACGCAUUGCCACGGCUACUGCUGGGCCACCUGAGCAUCGUUUAUGACAUCCUGUGGACACCGGAUCAAAAACACAUUAUCACGUCCGAUCGGGAUGACAAAAUACGGGUAACGAAUUAUCCGGCCACAUUUGACAUACACAGCUAUUGUUUGGGCCACAAGGAGUUCGUCUCAGGCCUGGCGUUGCUCACCGAAGAGCACCUGUUGUCCGUCUCCGGCGACAAGACGUUACGUCUGUGGAAUUACCUAUCCGGCAUGGAGCUGCUGCAUCAUGACCUGCCCGCACCAGCUGUGCGGCUACAUAUGCGCGAACUGCUGCCAGCCAAGCGAUAUCAAGCAGCUGUCCAGUUCUAUGAUCACAUCGAAGCCAUUGGACUGUACGAACUGGAGCAAACAAACAACAUCUGGACAGUUGCCUGCGAGCAGCUAGUGCGCGCCGAGGCUGGCAGCUGGAACAUAAGCAAUUUUGCGCUAACCAGCGAUAUGAUCUACGUGGCAGGUGCUGUAAACGAGCACUUAGCAUUGCGCGUCUACAACGCCAGCGAUGGCGAGCAGGCCAAGACGGUGCCGGCGGGUUGGUUGGACAUGGUCACCGGCAGCUUUUCCGACCAGACCUGCGUCCCCGAGGAUUUGUCUGUGUGGUUUAAGAAGCGCUACGACAACGUCAGCGACUACAUGGAACGCAAGAAACGUCGCAUCGAAGGUCAGCAGCAAAAGUAAUGCAGCUCCGCAUCGUAUUUGUCUUAAUCUAAGAAUUUAUGUGUAAUAUAUAUGUUAAAUGUUAAGCGAGGCAACGCGAAAUUCGCCGUUUCUGUUUAUUCCGUAGCACAACAAAACUCAUAAAGCACAAAACGAAAGAUUUCCAAAAUAUUAAUAAACUGUACAAUUACCAAAAAA
Drosophila grimshawi is the source of this 1551-nucleotide messenger RNA. RefSeq names its product tRNA (guanine-N(7)-)-methyltransferase non-catalytic subunit wuho (gene wuho). Gene Ontology annotation, biological process: RNA (guanine-N7)-methylation. Gene Ontology annotation, cellular component: tRNA methyltransferase complex; nucleus; cytosol. The transcript has a single exon. Bases 217 to 1374 code for a protein of 385 amino acids. NCBI's taxonomy places the organism in Eukaryota, Metazoa, Arthropoda, Insecta, Diptera, Drosophilidae. The record is from RefSeq and is a predicted model, not a curated record. Gene Ontology annotation, molecular function: tRNA (guanine(46)-N7)-methyltransferase activity; protein binding.